This is a messenger RNA of Cuscuta epithymum, 622 nucleotides long. NCBI's taxonomy places the organism in Eukaryota, Viridiplantae, Streptophyta, Magnoliopsida, Solanales, Convolvulaceae. The record is from the annotation of a GenBank genome assembly.
AGACAAAGGGAGCCAUCCCCUCCCCUCCCUCACUCAUUGGCUCGACCAAGCAACCAAGAAUAGCAAGGGGGAGCUCUACAAUUCACCAUUUUCACACCCAAAUUCGAGCUCAAGGAAGAAGGUCCAAAGAGGAGUGUUUGGAGAAGGAAAAAGGUUGGGAAAGGUGUGAACAAUUAAGGUUGAAGCUAGGGCUUGCUACUUGCACCUCUCUUACGGGUGAUAUCGACUCAGGAAGACGUGGUUCGUGCUUCCUUAUUUUCUUUCAAACUACCGAACACUUGCUCAUGGAUAUUUGUUCUACGAUAAACUAUUUUUGGGGCUUGCAUGCCCAUGUUGUUGGCCGGUUGUGGCUUAUGACUUACCGUUGAAUAUUUCCGCUAUUCAUUGGUUUUAAUGUGAUGUUGUUAUGUAUGUUUACUACUGAGUAUGGAUGGAUUAUAUUCUCGAACGCCUUGUGUAAUUAAGUGAGGUUGACUCGCGGGUGACGUCACUUGGUUAUACGGCGGUUGUACACGCGCUUGGAUUGCGGUCUGGGGCGUGACAAUUAAGUGGUAUCAGAGCCAUCUCAGUUCUAAACUAUAUAAUCAACCUCUCACAAAAGAUUUUACAAAGGAGUUUCUAC